This is a messenger RNA of Adineta ricciae, 1182 nucleotides long. Lineage: Eukaryota; Metazoa; Rotifera; Eurotatoria; Adinetida; Adinetidae. The record is from the annotation of a GenBank genome assembly.
AUGACUAGUUUCGAUUCACUUUUUCGUCGAGUCAUUACAACUCAAUCAUUCAUACGUGGUUGGGGGAAUCCGUUACAUUUACAAGAACUUUGCGCCAAUCGACGCGAACGAGUCGCGAUACGAAGCGAAUGCAUGAAACUUGUGCCAGCAGAAAGUGUACAAGAAAAUACUAUUCAAAUCGUUAAACAAGAGACAAGAGGCAACCGACUUAUUCUCGAUGCAAAGUUCCCUUCACCACUCGCGGUUCAUUUUCCGCAUUUGGUUCCACCAGAAGUGGCUACAGCACAUUUUCAACUCGUCUUACCACAUAACCACCGAUUGGGUAUUGAUUCGAUUCCAAUCGGUAUUUGUUAUCCUGGAACAGGUGAUCAAGGUUAUACGCGACGACGCGUUCUAACAGCCAACCCAUUGAUAAAACAGUAUGGUAUUGGUUCAAUCAUUCUUGAAAAUCCUUUUUAUGGACUGAGGAAACCAAAGCAUCAAGUUCGCUCAUCACUUUUCUAUGUCACAGAUCUGUUAGUUAUGGGUGGUGCACUUAUGUUAGAAACAAUGGUUCUAUUACAUUGGUGUCAAAAAAUGAAACUCACGCCAGCUAUUUUACAUGGAUUCUCACUUGGUGGACAUAUGGCUUCUCUAGCUUUCACUACUUGGUCUGGUCCAUUGUCUCUCCUAUCAUGUGCUUCCUGGUCAACGAGCUCAACAGCCUUUUGUGAAGGUGUAUUGUCACGCACUAUUCCAUGGUCUCUUCUAAAAAAACAGUUCUACGAAAACAAAGCUUAUCAAAACUUCUACGAAUACUUACGCGAUGGAGAAAAACCAUCAAGAUCAAAUCUAAUUCCAAUUGAUCCUGUUAAAGAUAUGAUGCGUUUAGUGAUGGAUGAAUUUACAUCUCUAGAGAAAUAUGCACGUCCUCCAGAAUCGAAUAUUCCCAAUGCCAUGUUUAUCGUUGGUACACAUGAUGGAUACGUAUUACGCCAUGGUAUACCUGAUAUGAAUGAUCUAUGGCCUGGUUGUCACGUACGAUAUAUUCCGUAUGGACACAUCAGUGCGUUUCUAUUCAAUCAAUCUGUGUUCCAUCAUGCGGCUGCAGAAAUGCUACAACGACAACAACCUGAUGUAAAACUUAAGAAAAAUCCGAUUAUUCCUCGUGUAACUAUUAAUCCAACGACAAAUAAUACCUAA